GUCAAACCGGCCAAUGGAGGGGAGGCCUGAGGUUGCUAAGGUUACUGAUGCUGUGAGGAGACCCGGCGGAGUGGAAGAAGGGGAGGCUGCGGUUCCUUCAGGCCAGGCGGGCGUUUGCAGGGGGGCGGCUGUUGGGUGUUAAGAUGAGUGGAAGGGACCCUCGAGGAUUUACUACAUCUCCCAGGAGUAGUGAUAUAGAAAGCUUGGUGGUUCGUAUGAAAAAUGGCCUUAAGAGUUCCAAGUAUAAACCUGUUGACUACGAGCAGCUACUUGCAAUGACUGAAGCCAAGAAAUUGGAAUCUGCUAACAUCCUGUUAAAGAUUAAAAAAACUGAACACGCUUCAAAAAUCAACAAAGAACAAAUGCUGCAGAAGCGGCAUAAACAAGUGUGGUGGUCAGAGCACAAAAGACUGCAUAGAACCCGGAAAAAACUAGAAUCUGAACUACAAAACUUCUUCGAUGAAGGAAGUGAAUGGCUUUUGGACUUGUGGAGCUUCAAGUAUCAGUUAUCAAAGGAACUGGAAACAUUCCAAGCAAACACAGUACAACCUAUCUGGCAGCUUAGGGAAGAUUUAAGGUACCGCCUGUUGGAAUGGCAGGCCAACCGCCAAAGCCAAGAAUAUCAAUUUAACCCAGAUGCAGUGUUGGAACAGGUUGCAUUUGUGAAGGAACAACAGAAAGUAGUUUUGGAAAAACUUAACCUGGAGAAAGAAGCUUUGGAAAGAGAGCUUGAAGAGUGCACCAAUGAAGCACUGGCAUGUUCUUCAGGAGAGAGGCCUACACUUUUUUGCGAGAUUCCACCACAGUUAUUGGCCUUGGAAUGCCCGUAUCCUGAUUUGAAGGCUUCAGUGUUGACAGAAUUUCACAAACUGGCAGAUGAAUAUUGGUUGAAGUUCCAAGAGAUUGAUCAAGACUUAAAAGUCAUAUCAAGCAAUUUCCAGUGGAGUGAGGAAGAUCUUUGGGUUUAUCAGGUGAUCAUUAGUCAGUACCCUAGUGACAUGCAAGGCAGAAGAACUCUUUACUUGGAUAUGCUGCAGAAACAUCUACCUCACAAGUCUAGGCAAGAUCUCGUUGCUCACGAAAGAGCUUGGGACCACUACCAUUUUACUAGGAAUCAGUGGAGAGCUUUAAUGUUCAACUGGGCUGAGGCUAGGAAAGCUUUUUUACUGAAGGCAGUAAUGACUCUUGCAGAAGCUUGUGCUGCUCAUGAGACAGAAAUUAUGUUGGCUAAUAAUAGAAGAAAACAACAGGAAAUAUGUGCGGAUCUCAAAGAAAAGGUCCUCCAGUGGCGUGUACAGCAGGAAGAGGCUUCCCAACUGGAAGCUGCUAUCGCUGCUAGGAGAAAGGAAGAAGAAGAUGAAAAAGAGAAAUUUCAAAAGGAAAAAGAAAUGCUUCAGAGAGCAGAGGACAAAGAAAAAGUAUGCAAAGUGAAAAGGUACUGGGCUGAAAAGCAGCGCAGGUGGAAGGAACUGGAAGCAAAAGAUCUUCUGCGUUUGGCAGAAUUCAAGAAAUUAUUGGCUCAACAAGUCAUUAAAGAUAAGAAAAGAGUUCAGUUUAGACAAAAGCUUUUGGAAAAGCGCUUGAUGGAGAAAAGAGAAGCAAUACUCAAAGAAGCCCAUGAGGAAGAAGAAAGGAAGAGACGUCUUGAUGCUCUCAGGCAACAGGUUGCUGUUGUUGCAGAGUUUGACCCUGCAAGAAUGAUGGCCGACACAGUGGCAUCUAAAGCUCGGAUGGGCAUUGGAACAGAAGAAGAAUUUGUUCUGCUAAAGCCUCUGUUUGAGUUGCAUACAUUCACUAAUGACCAGAUCAUUUCCGACACCCGGGUUCGUGUGGAGCUAGCUCUCCGAGAAGCUGGACUACAUAAAACACUUUAUGCUCAGGAGCUUUUGCCUAAAAUACCUCCGCCCAAACUUCCAAGGAAAGACAUGGAGUCUGUAGUCUUUAAAAUGUACAAAUAGGCACUAAUCAGAGAUUCAGAAUCUUUUGGAAUAGUCUAUUAAGAAUUCUUGAAUAAACUUUUUUAAUUCAGGAAAUAA
Molecule: messenger RNA, 2036 nt
Organism: Lacerta agilis (Sand lizard)
Lineage: Eukaryota; Metazoa; Chordata; Lepidosauria; Squamata; Lacertidae
Gene: CCDC148
Product: coiled-coil domain containing 148
Exons: 15
Coding region: 144-1958 (604 amino acids)
Source: RefSeq, a predicted model, not a curated record